CAAACUGCAGCCUCCUACGGUGGAUGGCGCUGUGACGAGAAUCCAGGGUCCUAAACCUGCGGUGCUGAAACUGCAGCUUCCGCUGUUGCGUCUAGGCUGCCAGAAGAAAAAGAAACGGAGUAAACACUGAAGAACUUUACAGCUGAAGAAGAACAAGAAUGUCUUCAGCGGAGAGGUUUAGAGGUUUCGUCAACCAGCGGCUAACUGCUGCAGCUGAGGAAAUAUGGGACGUUUUUUCAACAGCUGUCGUCGAGUACGAGGCAGAGAUCAACCGUCAGCGCAGAAUGCUGGAUAUCGUCUGGAAACCUCACAUCCACUUACACAGAAUAGAUGUCCCACAGCAACAUGUGUGUAAGGAGGAGGAGGUUGUGGCUGAGCAGCAGCUCUGCCACCAGGAGAGGAAGUCCAGUCAGGACCAGGUGGAGCCAGAGCCUCCACAGAUUAAAGAGGAGCAGGAGAGAGAGCAGCUCAAACAGGAGGAGACUGACACGUUGAUGCUGACUCCUACUCAGGAGGAAAGUGAGCACAGAGAAGCAGAUGGACAACAUGAACUCCAGCUCCUUUCUUACAACUCUCAUGUUGCUGAGAAUCAAGAUCCCAAAGAGAAUAAGCAGAAAGACUCAGAGAUAGCUGGAAAAUCAGAACCAGGACAAGAGAGAGACAGAAAACACACCAGUGAGAGGCUGCAUUCAUGUGAAGUAUGUGGAAAACAGUUUAAACAGAACUGUAUGUUUCAACAACACAUGAGAUCACACACAGGUGACAAGCCUUUCUCCUGCAGCACCUGUGGAAAAAGAUUCUGUCAGAAAGCCCAUUUGAAUAAUCACAUUCUUACUCACACAGGUAGAAAGGCGUACACCUGUGGUACCUGUGGAAGAUCAUUCACACUGAAACAUAAUUUGAAAACACACUUAACUAUCCAUACGACUGAAAAACCACAUACCUGCACAAUUUGCAACAAAUCUUUUGGAAGUAAACUUUAUUUGAAAGCUCACAUGAGAUCACACACAGGUGAGAAGCCUUACACCUGCAGAACCUGUGGAAAGAGAUUCUUUCAGAAAUUACGUUUGAAUGCUCACAUUCUUACUCACACAGGUACAAAGCCUUACACUUGUGAUACCUGUGGAACAUCAUUCACACGGAAAGAUCAUUUGAAUCAGCACUUAACUAUCCAUACAGGUGAAAAACCACAUACCUGCACAAUUUGCAACAAAUCUUUUAGACUGAAAGGUAUUUUGACAUACCACAUGAGAACACACACAGAUAUAAAGCCUUACACCUGUGGUACCUGUGGGAGAUCAUUUACAAUGAAAUCUAUUUUGGAUAGGCACGUCAAAAUCCACACAGGUGAAAAACCAUAUACCUGCACAAUUUGCAACAAAUCUUUUAUACAAAAACCUAAUUUUACAGUCCACAUGAGACGACACAAAGAUCCAAAGCCUGUCACCAGUGUAACCUCUGGAACAUCAUUCACUUUGGACCAUCACUUAAAAAUCCAUACAGGUGACAAACCACAUACCUGCACAAUUUGCAACAGAUCUUACAUACAAAAAGGUCAUUUGAAAGUCCACAUGAAAACACACACAGGUGAGAAGCCAUACUCCUGCAGCACCUGUGGAAAAAGAUUCUAUCAGAAAUGGCAUUUGAAUGCUCACAUUCGUACUCACGCAGAUACAAAGCCAUACACCUGUGGUACCUGUGGGACAUCAUUUAAAAGGAAAUAUCAUUUGGAUAAGCAUUUAACUAUCCAUACAGGUGAAAAACCACAUACCUGCUCAAUUUGCAACAAAUCUUUUCGACUUAAAUAUAAUUUAUCAGGCCACAUGAAAACACACAGGCGAAAAGCCUUACACCUGUGAUACCUGUGGGAAAUCAUUCACACAGGAAAUCGUUUGGAUAGGCACGUCAAAAUCUAUACAGGUGAAAAUCCACACACCUGCACAAUUUGCACCAAGUCUUUUAGACUUCAGUAUAGCUUGGCACACCACAUGAAAACACACAGGUGAGAAGCCUUACACCUGUGGUACCUGUGGAAGAUCAUUUACCAGGAACUAUCAUUUGGACAGGCACCUAAACGUCCAUACAGACAGUAAUGCGUAAACUUCCUCAACAUGUGGUAGGUUUCUCAGAAUUGGUGCUGACUUGAUGGUUGAUGAGAGAAGAACUGACACUGCUGAGGAGCUGUACCUUUGAUAUCUGAGAUCUGCUAGAAAAGAGACUUUGACUCCUCUACUUCAGCAUGACUAGUGUUAGGUCAUGUUACUGUUAAUGUUACUUGUUAUGUUACCAGAUUAGUGCCAUCAAAAACAUUCCUGCAUUACAUAGUGAGAAAAGUAACACGUGAAGCCCAGUUCAGACAAAAGUUUCAUGACACAACCAGACAGAACAGCUCCAGUCAGACCAGCUGAUGUUGUUGUCAGUUUCAGCUCGUCUGGUUGUAAAUCUUUGUUCUGAUCUGGGAUUUAGUGUACUUUUGCAAUACUGAAGAUUGAAACGUUUUUGUGACUUGCUACACUGUGUAUCUCUGUGCAGCUUCAUGUACAGCUCAUUCUCUGCAGUUUAAUAACAAUAAUAACCUUUACAGUUCUUCAUUUCAGUAACAUGACAGCAAACUUGGAUGAGAGGUAUACCGAAAACAAUACAGCACAAGCUUUUACACUUCCUUCAUGUUGAUUUUUUUCUUUUAUUUAUUUACCAUCUAACAUGUUUUUCCACACAGUAAAUGUUCUGUCUGAAAUCACACCAGUUAAAUCAGCUGACUGCUCAUGCACACUGACAGCUGUAUGUUUACCUUUGGCUGGUACACAGCUAUGUGCUGACAAGUUAGAGAGAAACAGAAACUGUGCAUGUGCUUUGAGGUAGAUUUGCACUUUUAAUGACAAUGAAAAUAAAAACAAGUUGUUACAUUAAUGAAUGUCUUAAAUUUAAAAAAAUAGUUAAAUUACUUGAAAUUCAAGACUGUUGUAACAAUAAAGUUUUGUGAGUUCUCUAAUGGUUUCACUUGAGGAGAGUUAUUCUGCUGCCUGUCUUUGUCAAGUCUUUGAGGGUGUUUUGACCAAGUGGUCUGGUUCAGAUCAGUUCAGUACUGUAGUUAUUUGAUAAUAACCUGAUUUUUAAGGAAGCUGUUUUCUUUGAAGCACAUAGUGAAAGAUAUAUAUUUUUAUUUACUUGUUGAAAAUUGUUUACCACUUAAAAUUUGUCAUGCUGUUCAGUAUCUUAUACUCCU
Molecule: messenger RNA, 3226 nt
Organism: Cheilinus undulatus (humphead wrasse)
Lineage: Eukaryota; Metazoa; Chordata; Actinopteri; Labriformes; Labridae
Product: gastrula zinc finger protein XlCGF57.1-like
Exons: 2
Coding region: 159-1859 (566 amino acids)
Source: RefSeq, a predicted model, not a curated record